GAGAUCUCGAACCACCCAACCUGAAAGGUGCUUAGGAAGUUGAAAGGCCCAGAGGAGGCCUCCGGGCAAAUGGCCGGAGCUGGACCGACCAUGCUGCUACGAGAAGAGAAUGGCUGUUGCAGUCGGCGUCAGAGCAGCUCCAGUGCCGGGGAUUCGGACGGAGAGCGUGAGGACUCGGCGGCUGCGCGCGCCCGACAGCAGCUAGAGGCGCUGCUCAACAAGACUAUGCGCAUUCGCAUGACAGAUGGACGGACACUGGUCGGCUGCUUCCUCUGCACUGACCGUGACUGCAAUGUCAUCCUGGGCUCGGCGCAGGAGUUCCUCAAGCCGUCGGGUCAGUGCCCGGGGAAUGCACACCCGCCUGAUUCUUUCUCUGCCGGGGAGCCCCGUGUGCUGGGCCUGGCCAUGGUACCCGGACACCACAUCGUUUCCAUUGAGGUGCAGAGGGAGAGUCUGACCGGGCCUCCAUAUCUCUGACCACGAUGGCGCUUACCUUUCAGACUUCAUUAAACUUAUGACUGAA
Messenger RNA from Gorilla gorilla gorilla (western lowland gorilla), 523 nucleotides. It is a transcript of the gene NAA38, whose product is annotated as N-alpha-acetyltransferase 38, NatC auxiliary subunit. Gene Ontology annotation, molecular function: RNA binding. NCBI's taxonomy places the organism in Eukaryota, Metazoa, Chordata, Mammalia, Primates, Hominidae. The transcript has 3 exons. Gene Ontology annotation, cellular component: NatC complex. The record is from RefSeq and is a predicted model, not a curated record. The coding region runs from base 70 to 477 and encodes 135 amino acids.